AUGAAAACAAUCGUAGCAUUGGUAUGCGUCAUUGGUAUAGUCUGCGCAAAUAUUGAAGUUUUGCUAAACGCAAAUUUAGUUUGGAAAAUUGUUUUAAAAAAAUCACAGCGAAAACGUGAAAUGGGAUUGUUUUACUAUCGCUUUGUACUGGAUGUGUGUUUUGGCUUGGCACGUGAGCAUAAUUCAUUUACAAUAAUUUUUCUUCAAAUAAAACCAAACACUAUAAACACUGAUAAUUUGGAGUUCAUGAGUGAGCACCGCAAUUUGCUAAUUUAUUUGGGCCUUCCUUGGUCAAAUAUCGCCUCUUGUCGGUCUAUAGUCGCACUUGCAAUUGCAGUAGAACGAGCGACUGCAGUAUGCGUUCCAUUAUUAUACAGAACUAUUACUCUGAAAAUCCCGAAUUUCUGUAUUUUCCUAUUUGCUGUGGCAUAUGGCCUAUUUGAAAAUGUUGUUCUUUAUGGGUUCUGUGGCUUUGAUGAAGACUUAAUCCCUGCAACGUGUACGCAGUUUGGAUGUGCAAUUAAUAAAUGCUUCUACAAUUACUUCAUGCUCCAGAGAAGUAUUGUAUUUUCUAUCAACGUUUUUGUAUCUAUAGUUCUAUCCAUCAAAUUACUAUUUUGGAAUAAAAAACAGUCACAACAACAACACAAAAACAAUAAUAAACUUUCAAAAGCGAAUCGUCUCGCAUUACUGGACACCUGUACAGUCUUCUUAUUCGACUUUAUCCCAGUUUUCUGUGGCGGCAUGUGGCCUCACAUUUUCUCAAUUGAAGUUCUUGGUCCUUUCACAGUUGUAAUGAAAAUCAUUGGAUGCGCCAUUGAGUCGACUGUCGUCUCGAUUCUCUUGAAGUUCGGAAGAAUUGAAAAACCGAAAAAUCAGAGUUCAAUUGCGGUCACACUAUCUAAAAAUGUCAAAUAA
This is a messenger RNA of Caenorhabditis elegans, 918 nucleotides long. It is a transcript of the gene srbc-30, whose product is annotated as Serpentine Receptor, class BC (Class B-like). The transcript is spliced from 5 exons. Lineage: Eukaryota; Metazoa; Nematoda; Chromadorea; Rhabditida; Rhabditidae. Bases 1 to 918 code for a protein of 305 amino acids. The record is from RefSeq and is marked reviewed.